AUGAACCCAAUAAUAACAGAGCACGACUUUCGUUUUCCAAGAAGGCCAAGUGCAUGGCCUGGCGCUGCUAUUCACAACGCUCCCACUCAGCGCAGCGGCAACUCGAACCGCAUCCCAAACUCUCGUGACGCUUCGGCCAGCUUCAAGGAGCACAAGACCGAUAUGGCCACCACAUAUUCCCUUGCCCGGCAGGGCCUGGGCGGCAGCGCCCUUUUCCCUUUUCUCCAGAAUGGCUUGGCCGACUCCGAUCGCAGUAUCGACAGAAUGCAACAGGAUGAUCCGCUUGCGACUCAGGUCUGGAAAUUCUUCGCGAGGACCAAGCACCAGCUCCCUAGCCAGCACCGCAUGGAGAAUCUGACUUGGCGUAUGAUGGCUCUCAACAUUCGCAGGCACAAGGAAGAGCAGCAGCAAAGGCAAGACGAGGCGGAUGCUCGAAGAAAAAAGAACAUGGACGCUGGCAGCCGGCUUGGACGCCCAAUGAUGCAAAGCUCUCCCAGUGGCAUUGCCCAGCUGAGAAAGUCUUCUGAAAACAAUCUCGCUCAACCUGAUGCCAUGAAUCUUGACGACUUCAUUUUUUCUGACAAUUCUGGCUCGCCUAUCAACUUUGCCUCUCCUGAAGGCGAUAAAAUGGUUGACGAUAGGUCUGGCAGUUCAAUGGCGUCGGCCAUCCCAAUCAAAUCCCGCAAGGAACCAUCUCUCCAGAAUUUUGUCCCACAGUCGGUGCCCGUCCAGCCAGCUCACCAAGCUACUCAGGGUAGCGAAUUCAACUAUGUGAACCGACAUCUUCGAAAAACGAGCAUCGAUGACCGCAGGACUCGAAAGCGCCCUGCUAAUUUCUCCCCCCAAGUCCCAGCUGUUAACAGCACUGCGGCGCAGAAUGACCUCGAUCUUGAUUCAGAGUUGCACGACUAUUCCCUAGACCAGCCCAACCAGGCCGGUAUCCCUCAGCAGUCUAAUGGCAGCAAUGUUCCCUUCAACAUCGAUACUUUUAUGGAAAAUGACUCCAUGGUCAACAAUGGAAAUUUCCAGCAGAACUUCUCAUUUUCUCCUUCUACAUCACCUAUGAUACCCCAUGGUCCCUUUUCUGGCAUGUACCACAAUUCGUCUGUCCCUUCAGCAUCGAUGAGCAACAACAACAACAAUAGCGACUUUUAUUCGCCACCAGCGUCUGCGUAUCCCUCAAAUGUCUCGACCCCUCAUCCUGUGCCUGAGCAGGAAGGGUUCUAUUUUGGAUCCCAGGAUGCGCGAACGCAACGUCCACAAGGCUUUCAGCAGAGCAUUGGCAGUAUGCUUAGCCAGCAGUUCAUGUAUGGUGGCUCGAACGGCAACAGCGGCAGCACUAUGUUCUCUGCUCCGGGCACAGCAUCGGAGUCAAUGUCAGCAUAUAGCACUGCUCCUAGCUCAUUUGGGCACAUCGACCCUUCCCAGGUGUUCCAAAACGAACAAGCUGUCACUUCACCCACAAUUCAGAUGCCGCAAGAUAACAUGUUUUCUUUUGGAGCCGACUCCGAUGAUGAGGAUAACAACGCAUUUGCUGAUCGCAAUGUUUCAAUGCAAAAGGACAUGUCUUCAUCACUUGAUGAGUCGGGAGCGAUGGGCUGGGAUGCUAGCCUGCCAGGCCAGUUCAGCACCCAAGCAGCUCGUUUCCCUGGCGGGCCAACUCGCAAGCAGGUGAUGAUUGGGGGAACAACAACUGAUUUUGUCGACAACAACGGAGACUGGGAAUCGAAUGGCCUUGAGCGAUCGCAGUCGCAGUCUUUUAGAGGAGGAAACCUAAGAAGGCAGCAUCCUAAAUUACCGCGAAAUGCAUCUACGCCAGUUCAUUUUGGCGGACAGCAAAAUGGUUUUGAGCAGCUUGCACAGUCGAUGCAAAGCUCUCCUGCUGGUGAUGGCAACGGGACCAUGUCAGGAUUCUCAUCUGUGGCCCCAAGCAGACCAUCUUCGCCUCCCAUGUCAAAGCAGGGCUCAACCACCAACUUGCAGGCAGCUGCCGGUAAUGGGAACGAUGGAAAUGCUCCGACCACGUGUACGAACUGUUUCACCCAGACAACGCCUUUAUGGAGACGAAACCCUGAAGGACAACCACUGUGUAACGCCUGUGGUCUUUUCCUGAAGUUGCACGGCGUGGUGAGACCGUUGAGUUUGAAGACGGACGUGAUUAAGAAACGAAAUCGUGGUUCCGGGACCAAUGUACCAGUUGGAGGGAGCAGUACGAGGUCUAAGAAGACGGCGAGUACCCUGAACUCUCGCAAAAACUCGACCUUGUCGAUGUCCACUGCGACGGCAAAUAGCACCAAACCAAACAGCAGCAACCCCACGCCCAGAGUUACGACACCACCUGCUACUAGUCAACCCCCUAGCAGUAAGGAUGUUGAUAGCCCAGUAAGUGGUACUACAUCGGGUGCCAACACCGCUGGAAGCACUCCAAACAGCCAUUUUGGUGGUCCAGGACCCUCUUCUGGCGCUGUGGGUGGUAAAGGGGUUGUACCCAUCGCGGCUGCGCCCCCAAAGACUAGCCCUGGACCUGGUGCCUCAUCAAUGUCAAUGCAGCGUCCCGCCACAGCUUCGUCAAAACGACAACGCCGCCACAGCAAGAGCAUUGGAGGAGAUGUGCCAGUAUCGAUGGAUAUCGACAGUCCCGAUUCAACCAGCUCUAUCGACGGCCCCCGUCCCUUCGGCUCCUCAGCUGGACUCUCGAGUUUGCCCGGUGGCAUGUCCGCCAGCAGCUUCAACUUGAACCAGCGGCCUAGUACGCUAGGGUCGGCUACUGGUAUGAUCAGCAUGUCUGGUGGGCAAACAAGCUCGUUGAUUGGUAGCUCUGCCGGUCCUCAAGAAUGGGAAUGGCUGACGAUGAGUCUAUGA
Messenger RNA from Fusarium fujikuroi IMI 58289, 2862 nucleotides. RefSeq names its product probable nitrogen catabolic enzyme regulatory protein NIT-2. The transcript has 3 exons. Bases 1 to 2862 code for a protein of 953 amino acids. Lineage: Eukaryota; Fungi; Ascomycota; Sordariomycetes; Hypocreales; Nectriaceae. Gene Ontology annotation, biological process: positive regulation of transcription by RNA polymerase II; negative regulation of transcription by RNA polymerase II. The record is from RefSeq and is a predicted model, not a curated record. Gene Ontology annotation, molecular function: zinc ion binding; RNA polymerase II cis-regulatory region sequence-specific DNA binding; DNA-binding transcription factor activity, RNA polymerase II-specific.